Soboliphyme baturini is the source of this 246-nucleotide messenger RNA. NCBI's taxonomy places the organism in Eukaryota, Metazoa, Nematoda, Enoplea, Dioctophymatida, Soboliphymatidae. The record is from the annotation of a GenBank genome assembly.
AUGCUGUUGCGAGUGCGCGUGGAGGGACGAGAGGCAUGCAUCAUGCACCACGAGACGCUGGCCACGCGAAGGAAGAUUCCUGCUGUUAGCGAGUCUAAUCCGAAGCUACGGACGAAACCAAGCGAACGGGCUAUUUCUGGACGUCGUAUCCGUAGUGAGCAUUUUCUUACCCGGCCGAUCGCCGCUUUUGAGACCAUAUAUCACGAAUCAGAGAUGCACGUACCAAUCGAAUCCGGAAGGCUCUGA